AUGGCGGCGUUGGUCGUGCCCAGCCUUGCCAUGUCUGGCAGAUUUUGUACGAGACCGAUUUCGUCAGUGUUAUCUCAACAUAGGAGUCUGCACAGCACCGCUAAGAACGAAGCCACCUCUACAAGCGUCCUUCCCGUCCGAGAGAAGAGUACAGCGGUGGCGGCUGCCAAGCCAUCGUCUGUAGCCAGCAGCAAGGGUGAAUAUGUCAUCACUAAACUGGAUGAUCUAAUUAACUGGGCACGCAGGAGCUCUCUGUGGCCUAUGACCUUUGGUCUGGCAUGCUGUGCGGUGGAGAUGAUGCACAUGGCUGCACCCCGCUACGAUAUGGACCGUUUCGGCGUGGUUUUCAGAGCCAGUCCCCGACAGUCUGAUGUCAUGAUUGUGGCAGGAACGCUGACUAACAAAAUGGCUCCAGCUCUGAGAAAGGUGUACGAUCAAAUGCCUGAGCCAAGAUAUGUCAUUUCCAUGGGAAGCUGUGCCAAUGGAGGAGGUUACUAUCACUACUCUUAUGCUGUCGUCAGAGGCUGUGACCGAAUUGUGCCAGUGGACAUUUAUGUUCCAGGCUGCCCCCCAACUGCGGAGGCUCUCCUCUAUGGAACAUUGCAGUUGCAGAAGAAGAUCAAACGUGAGAAGAAGUUGGCAAUCUGGUAUCGGAAGUGA
This is a messenger RNA of Nerophis lumbriciformis (worm pipefish), 660 nucleotides long. The record is from RefSeq and is a predicted model, not a curated record. Lineage: Eukaryota; Metazoa; Chordata; Actinopteri; Syngnathiformes; Syngnathidae.